GUCCCCGGUGCGCCGCGGGGGCUGUCGGGAAGAUGGCGGGCUCGGCGGCCGGGCGGCGCUGAGCGCGGGGCGCGGCGGGUCCCGGGCGGCCGCGAGCGCCAUGCUGCCCCGGCCGCUCGGAGCCCCCCGCGCCGGCCCGGCCCCGCCAUGCUGCGCCUGCCGCCGUGGCUCCGCGCCCUGAGCCGCCCCGGGGCGCGGGGCGCGGCGGGCGCUGAGGGCGGCGGGGCCGGGACCGGGAGCGGAACCGGGAUCAGGACCGGGAGCGGGGCCGGGAUGCUGCCCGGCUGCUCGUGCGGCGGCAGGGCCGGGCCCCGCGCCGUGCUGCUGCCGCUGGACGCCUACGGCCAUGGGCUGCUGCGAGCCGUGCCCAGCGACGGCUGCCGGGCGCGGGGCCCCGCUAAGAGGCGCGGCUGGAGCUUCGUGCAGGAGCGGAUGAGCUACGACACCUUCUUCACCAUGAAGCGCCUGAUCGAGCGCUCGCGCAGCGUGGGCGAGGUGCUGCGCUGGGUGACGCAGAACCCGGGCAAGGUGUCGGCCAGCCACUACCCCAUCGCCCUGCACAAGCUGGGGCAGCUCCUGCAGCAGCAGCAGCAGCAGCAGCAGGGCCCGGCCGCCCUCAGCGGGGACAGCCGCGGGCCCGGCGCCGUGCUGGAGCAGCCCGAGUUCCAGACCUUGUGCCAGGCCAUCAUCAGCGGCUGCCCCAAGUUCGACAACUUCAGCAUCGUCAACUGCCUCUACGCUGCCGCGGCCCUGGGCCUGCCCGGGGAGUCGCCGCUGGUGCGGGUGCUGGAGGAGGAGUCGCGCAGCCGCCUGGGCCGCUUCAACCAGAAGGACGUGUCCAUGGUGUUCAGCAGCGUGAUGAGGCUGCACCCGUCCAGCCCGCACCCCCUGGUGGAGUCGUGCCUCAGCAGCCUGGAGCGGCACCUGGAGAAGGAGCGGCACCCCCAGACCCUCUUCCUGCUGCUCUCCUACUACCGGCUGCGCGCGCAGGCGCUGCAGGGCCACCCGGCCUCGGACCAGCAGCUCAUCAACAACCGCAAGAUCCUGCGGCUCGUCAGGCACACGCUGGGGCAGGUCAGCGCCAUGCGCGAGCACGAGCUGGCCCUGCUGGACGAGAUGCUGGCCCUGUGCGCCCAGGAGGCCAACAACAAGGCCCUGGAGGCCAUCUUCAGCUCCCAGCUCUUCUACGAGAACCGCCAGGAGCGAUUCAUCCGCAGCAUGGCAGAGUGGCUUCCCCGCAAGGCGGAGAACCUGACGCCCUACACCAUGGCCCUGAUCGCCAAGUACGUGGCCCGGCACCGCCUGCGCGAGCCGCGGCUGCUCGAUACCAUCGCCAGCUUCCUGCUGAAGCGCGGGGAGCAGCUGGACAGCAAGGUGAUCCAGAAGCUGGUGUUUCCCUUCAGCCGCAUGAACUACCGGCCCUCCAACCACGGCGAGCUCUUCCCCAAGCUGGAGGCCAUCCUGGAGCAGAAGGCGGGCAGCUCGCCCCUGGCCACCGUCAACAUCCUGAUGUCCAUGUUCCAGCUCAGCCACUUCCCCCAGGCCGUCCUGCACCAGGUCUUCUCCCCGGCCUUCAUCACCAACGUUAUGAGCAGCCCCUACGCCCUCAUCGUGCGCCGCUACCUCUCGCUGCUGGACGCGGCCGUGGAGCUGGAGUUCCGCGACUACAGCGGCCCCCGCCUCGACCCGCGCUACCGCGUCCUGAUGUUCGAGCACGCGCUGACGGCCGACGAGGCCAACAGGAAGUACAGUUACAAGGGGCUGGUGGCCGAGGCGCUGCGGCAGCUGGUGGGAGAGGAGUGCUACCGGCAGGACGAGGUGCUGCCCCCCGGAUACUGCACAGACUUCCUGCUGUGGAUCAACCGCUCGGGCACGGUGCUGCCCCUCUCCCGCGUCCCCGCAGCUUCCAAGGCUCCUCCUGCCCCUGCCGCGGCCUCCCCCGCCACCGUCUCCCUGCGCUCCAGCGUGCUGGCCCUCACCUCGGACUUGCAGGACUUUGCCCCGUUCGCCCCGGAACGCCGGGCAGCCCCCCGGCCCCCCGGGAGAACAACCUGGCGGGGCGCUUCCUCUCCACGCUCUGCCCAGGCGCCGGGGGGGCCCUGCUACCAGCCCCCCGCGGACUAUUACUGCGGCCUGAGCAAAGAGUCCUCCCUGGAGAGCCAGGGCAGCUCCACCCUCAGCAGCCCCUCUGAGUGCCUCUCGGCGCCGCCCGCCAGUACCCCCGACUGCUCCCCCCGGGGCUCCGCCACCCUCUUCCAGUUCCCCAUCGGCAAGAUCCUGGAGGAGGAGGCGGGGGUCGCCUGCCCCCCCCGCGAGCACGGCUGCUUCCAGGGGGAUCAGGCACCGGAGGAGGUGGACUGGACGGAGCCCCCCGCCCGCCGAGGACGCCUGCCCCCCGCCCUCCCCGUGCCGGCCCAGCCCCAGCCGGGGGCCCGGCGAGGGGCCGCCGGCAGCCGAGGAGAUCCAGAGGCGGAUGCAGGUGCAGCCCCCUUGGGUGCAGCCCGCGGCGCUGCCCUCCUGUCGCUGUGUCCCUGCAGGGUGGUGCUGUCGGUCAAUGACAAGUGGCAUUACUGCCAGAACUCCGACAUCCUGGUGGGCUCACGCGCCAUGCGGGACAGGCACCUGCGGCUGCUGGGCUACUGUCUGGUGCAGCUGCCCUACACGGAGCUGGAGAAGGUGAGUGGCAUCGAGGAGGCCAAGCACUACCUGCGGCAGAAGCUGAGGGAGCUGCGCUUCUGAGGGGGGGGCUCGGCCCUCGCCGGGUGGGCGCUGGGGCGGGCGCAGAGCCCCUGCCAGGGGCUGGGGGGGGGGAGGAACGGAGCCGCCCCCUUCCCGUGGGGAGCGGGGCUCGGCCGCGGGCACCUGCUGCGCGCCGUGGGGCCGGGGUGGUGUGAGCUAUUUAUUGCCGUGAGCGUGGGGAUGGGGGCGCGACGGGGCCGCUGCGUGGCGGGGCCGGGGGCUGCGUGGCCCCUGACGGCCCCCCCUCGGCCCCGGGGUCGCUGGAGGGGUCUGGUGGUCCUAGGGGAUAGGGGGGGGGCCGGGGCCCCCGAAACACUGCUGGGGGGGGGGGGAGGCUCCGCCGGGCCCCCCCGUAGGGGCAGUGGCAGCCCCGCAGUGGGGCAGGAGGGGGUCGGGCAGGGCCGCGGCCACUUGCACAGGGGCUGCUCCCUGGGCGGGAGGAGGGGGGUGCUUGGGACUGCGGGGGUUAAAUUUACAAUAAAACUGGUGAAAAGUG
Anas platyrhynchos (mallard) is the source of this 3235-nucleotide messenger RNA. Lineage: Eukaryota; Metazoa; Chordata; Aves; Anseriformes; Anatidae. The record is from RefSeq and is a predicted model, not a curated record.